Molecule: messenger RNA, 756 nt
Organism: Temnothorax curvispinosus
Lineage: Eukaryota; Metazoa; Arthropoda; Insecta; Hymenoptera; Formicidae
Exons: 2
Coding region: 73-756 (227 amino acids)
Source: RefSeq, a predicted model, not a curated record
UAAUUUUAUACGACUAGUCUCGUAUCGACUGCUUGUGCGAACGGUGUUCACUUCUCAUAUCCGAGAGAAAGAAUGUAUUCCGUUGAAGGAAGCAACGGCGGUAACAGCAGUGGCAGUAGACGUAUGAAUUAUUACGUACCGAUUCACGAUGAUGAUGAUGAAACUCCAUCGUACGAGAACAAGUGUAACAACAUUUCGUUGAAGCGUCGCGCGGUUCGAAUACUCAGCAGACGAUACGCGUUGACGGCUACGGGAUACAAAUUCCUUGAAGUUGGCGUUAACGUGGGUCCACCGAGUUACGUGGAGAUUGCCGUAGGAGAUCAUCGAGGAACGGAAUUGAUACUGUCCCUCGAAACGUGGAAGGGAUUCUACGAACAACGACGGAACAUUCUGAAUUUCAUUCGAUCCUCUAAAGAUACGUGUGAUUUUAUAAGCAUUGGACCGCUAACAUUGAGAAUUUGUACGAUUAACGGUGUCAAACUCGUACGUCUCGAGUCUUUAAACGUACGCUUAACGAUGAUCGAAUCGACGUUACACCGUAUGCUCGAUCUUGAUCCGUGCAUCGACGCGAUGUUCCAUCGAUUGAAUAGAAUUGUCGAAACGGUCGAUGUCAAGUUCACGCAAUUCUCCAAAAUCGCGUCUACUGUAACGAAUCCUACGCAAGUAUUGAAUGUAAUACGCGAUAGCGAUGCCUUCGAUAAACAUCAGCUCGUCGAUUGUGAGCUCGCAGCUUUAUUUUUUAGUGCGCUACCGUAG